UUUCGGCCAUAUCUUUGUUUGGCAAAUAAGGCUGUGUUUUAGAAAUUAUAGCUAAUUUAUUUUAAUUAAUACCUUAAUAGUCGCUCUAGUUUUGAUAAGGUUUGGGGUUUCUAAAUGAAUAGUUCAGUGCUGGAUCCGGAACUUCAAAUGCCCGAGUUUCUUGGGGUAAAGUCACUAGAACGAACCAGAAAACGGAAAGGAAAUUUUGAUGAUACUUUUUCUUUAAACAAGGAAUUAAAUCAAUCUGCCUCAGAAUUGUCGGAGUCACCAGAAGGGUUGAGUUCUCUUAACCCUGCAAAGGAAGUUCGAAGAGAUGAUCGCAGUUUUGAAGCACUGAUGUCCUUACAAACUGGCAGUCCGAGCAUAAAUUCGUCCAACCAGGCAGUCCCAAUGAGUGCUAUAACGACAACGAAUAUUCCACUAGCGGCCGAUGAUUUAGGGUCAGAAGAAUAUUUACCAAAGCCAGCUACGGAUGCAGGAAUUGUUGAAGGUUCUGCUUCAACGGUGACUACUGGACCACUUUUAAUGAACACGAGUUUAAAAAAAAAUCCUCCCCAAGAUACUAAUUCUAGAGGUAACGCUAGGUGGACUGCAGAACAUUGGGAUUAUCUUGAGCAGCGGAUGCAAGAGUUUUGUGAUGCAUUUCAGAUGACACAUCAACAAGUUGGAGAGCUUUUGCAAGAUAAACGCCUUCAUGGACCACUUUCAUCACUUGUUAAGAUAUUAGUAGAUGAAAUGCCAAGCUUUACAAGAAGAACAAUCCUACGACAUUUGAGAGCCUUUUAUAAUAUUCCUGGUUACGAAAAAUAUAGCCGGAGAAACUCAAGUGGAAAGGGCGACUUUGGUGUUCAGGAGACAGCCAUUAUAGCCCAGGAAGUACGGAACUUUAUUUUGGAGCAAGGUUGGACUGAAUACCAGUUCUGCAAUCAAAUUUGGGCAGGAAAAUGCCCAAAGCCCAUUCGUGCCUUUUAUUCUAAUUUAUAUAAAAAACUCUCACAUCGAGACGCAAAAAGUAUAUAUCACCACGUUAGGAGAGCUUAUAACCCAUUUGAGGAGCGCUGUGUGUGGAGUAAGGAAGAAGAUGAAGAGUUGAGGAGAAAUGUUUUGGAGCAUGGGAAAUGUUGGACCAAAAUUGGCCGUAAAAUGGCACGCAUGCCAAACGAUUGCCGGGAUCGUUGGCGUGAUGCAGUUCGUUUCGGCGAUCGAUUGAAACGCAAUGCAUGGUCUUUGGAUGAAGAAACUCAGCUAUUGCAAAUCGUGGCAGAGUUACGGAAUCGAGAGGAUAUUAGUUCCGAUAUUAACUGGACCUUAGUAGCACAACUUUUGGGAACAAGGACGAGGUUGCAAUGCCGAUAUAAAUUUCAGCAGCUAACCAAGUCUGCUCCCAAAUUUGAACUACAAGAUAACGUUUGGCUCUUGGAGAGAAUUUACGAUUCACUUGUCAAGUAUGGAGAUCAAAUUCAUUGGGAUGGUAUCGUGAGAGAGGCAAAUGGGCGCUGGUCCCGUGAUCAAAUACUGUUUCAGUUUAUUAAUUUGAAAAAAAUGAUUCCAAGUUAUGAUAACUUCCCCCUUCUAGAGGCUACACAAUCCGCUAUUUCCGAUUUCAAAGUAGUACUCUCCGGAUUUUCUGGCUGAAUUGAGGUUGGUUAUAAUUUUCCAUGUCAUCCGUUUUCCUCUAUUCAAUAUAUUUUUACGCUUUGUCUUUCUAUCUAGUCAUUCAACUUCUUUUCUAUUCCUGUUGUUCGGUCAACUCUCGGUGAAUUCGGUAUUUUUAGAGGUUUCGAGGUUUCGUGUAUAAAACGGAUUUCAUGUACGAAAAACCCAUUUAUUUUGAUGUAAAUUUCCAAGAAAAUUGAC
Schizosaccharomyces cryophilus OY26 is the source of this 1857-nucleotide messenger RNA. Its product is annotated as RNA polymerase I transcription termination factor Reb1. Gene Ontology annotation, molecular function: DNA-binding transcription factor activity; transcription cis-regulatory region binding. NCBI's taxonomy places the organism in Eukaryota, Fungi, Ascomycota, Schizosaccharomycetes, Schizosaccharomycetales, Schizosaccharomycetaceae. The coding region runs from base 115 to 1635 and encodes 506 amino acids. The record is from RefSeq and is a predicted model, not a curated record. The transcript has 3 exons. Gene Ontology annotation, biological process: regulation of DNA-templated transcription. Gene Ontology annotation, cellular component: nucleus.